Messenger RNA from Calliphora vicina (urban bluebottle blowfly), 1454 nucleotides. Its product is annotated as ras-related protein Rap-2b. The transcript is spliced from 5 exons. Bases 489 to 1394 code for a protein of 301 amino acids. The record is from RefSeq and is a predicted model, not a curated record. Gene Ontology annotation, molecular function: GTP binding; GTPase activity. Lineage: Eukaryota; Metazoa; Arthropoda; Insecta; Diptera; Calliphoridae.
AAUAAAUGUGGCACAUUUAUUUUAUGGCAAAAUAAAAUGUUAAAUAAAAAAUAACAAAACUUUGUCAACAUCAGCACUGGUUAUAUGAGAGAUAUAAGCACAAUUUAAACAAACAAAUAAAUAAAAAAACUGAAACCAAAAAACAAAAAAAACAGCAGAGAAACGUCAUUGUAGUUGCAACAUCAUAAUCUGCAGCAUCAAUUCUUUGCUGCUCAACUCAACUUACGCACACAUAAAACAUAAAAUAGCAGGGGAAAUACAAUUUUUUAAAUUAAUUGUUAAAACCAAAACGUCAGUUGAAGCUUAUACUACAGACAGUGAUUUAUUUGUUAAAUAGUCCACAAACGAAAAAAAUAUUGUUUAAAAAACAUAAGGUUUCAAGCGAUCUGUGUAUAUUUGAACACAGUUGUCAGUUUGACGUCAAAAAUUUGCCAGCGCAUUAAUUUUGUGUGUCAUUUUCUUCGAGUGUAUUUGAAUCGUUCGUCAUAAUGCGCGGCCGUCAUUUACGUAGACGCUUCAGUUUACAACCGUCCUUUAUGAAGGAUGACAAUGCUGAAGAUAAACCCACCAAACGUGACAAAGUUGGCCGCAAUAAUGCUGUUGAUGAUGCAAUUGGUCCCACAAAUGCACGUCACAAAAUUGUUGUCAUGGGUGCCGCUAAAGUUGGUAAAACCUCAAUAAUUACACAAUUUCUAUACAAUACGUUUACGACAAAAUACAAAAGAACCAUUGAGGAGAUGCAUCAGGGUAACUUUUCAAUAGCGGGUGUUAAUCUAACCUUGGAUAUAUUGGAUACAGCUGGUUCAUAUGAGUUUCCCGCAAUGCGUGCAUUGUCCAUAUCAUCGGCAGAUGCUUUUAUUCUGGUUUAUGAUGUCACAGAUGCAACCACCUUUGAAGAGGUUCGCAUGAUACGUGAUCAAAUUCAUGAGACUAAAGGCACUUCAGCUGUACCAAUUGUGGUUGUGGGUAAUAAAAUUGAUUUAGUGGGCGAAGACAGUGAUCUGAGAGAGGUUGAAUAUGCCACCACUGAAUCAGUUGUUACAGUAGACUGGGAAAAUGGUUUCGCUGAGGCAUCAGCCCGCCGCAAUGAAAACAUAACACAGGUGUUUAAAGAAUUAUUAUCCCAGGCUAAAAUCACUUAUAAUUUAAGUCCAGCAUUACGUCGCCGUCGUCAAUCGUUACCACAACAAGUGGGUAAUAAUGGUCCGGGCACACCAACACAUCAUCAUCAUCAGCAGCACCAUCAACAACCGCAUUCAUCUGCCUCGUCAUCCUCAUCGUCCGCGUAUGCUGGCUCCAUGGCACAUGCACCAACUGCAGCACAAUUGCAACAUUUGCAGAGGAUACAAGAGCGUAGUUUGGGUAGUAAACGUAAUUCCUGUACAAUUUCCUAAAAAUGUCAAAACUUAAAUAACCGCACACACAAACACACAUAUUCAUACACACAAAACUAA